Messenger RNA from Tachysurus fulvidraco (yellow catfish), 4809 nucleotides. It is a transcript of the gene gpc5a, whose product is annotated as glypican 5a. Gene Ontology annotation, cellular component: extracellular region; cell surface; plasma membrane. Gene Ontology annotation, biological process: positive regulation of canonical Wnt signaling pathway; cell migration; regulation of protein localization to membrane. The record is from RefSeq and is a predicted model, not a curated record. The transcript has 9 exons. Lineage: Eukaryota; Metazoa; Chordata; Actinopteri; Siluriformes; Bagridae. The coding region runs from base 588 to 2291 and encodes 567 amino acids.
UCUGUCCACUAGGGGCCGCGGUGGUCUUUAGGAAGUUGAACAGCUGCACUAAGAGAUUUAAUGACCCUUGAUUUAAGAAGCAGCAGCUGAUUAAGGCUCGUUACAGCACAGAGGAUUACAGAGAGAGACUCUGAGUGAACUUUUAUAAUCUAUUUACUUUUUUAUACAGGAUCAGUGACUGAUUUUAGAAAAGAGCAGUGUUCAAAGCUUUGUGUAUGUGCUGGAGGCCCUGAACUACACUGUAGUUAGAGUGUGUGUGUGUGUGUGUGUGUGUGUGUGUGUGUGUGUGUGUUCGUGUGAAUGAAAUGAUGUCACUGAGAGAAGGUGUGGAGGAGCUGGAGGAGGCGGAUACAAUUCCUGGACACCGCCCAUGUUGCUUUGACAGCUCCAGUAAAGCUCUGUGUGAGAGUUGGUUGUUUCUGCACUUUGUGAGACUUAAUGCACAUGAGCUGAGGUAUAGUCCUGAUUUUCUGUCCUUUAGUAGUAAAACUCUGCUGUGAUUUUGCGAAACAUUCCUGAGACUCCAGCAAGUAUUUGGAAGAUCACCUGUGAGUGGAUCACACCUGCAGUCUCUCUGAACACUUAAAAUGGCGAGCUGGUGGUGGUUUGUGUGUUUGUGUCAUGUUGCUCUCUCUGACAGAACACAACAAAACUCCAUGAACUGCGAUAGAGUACGCAAACUUUUGCAGCUACAGCAGAUCGACACAACAACUGGUGUGCUGAACAAACCUCGAACAGUUCCGACAGGAUCGGAUCUUCAGGUGUGUCUGAGCAACAGUGUGACCUGCUGUACAAGGGUGGUGGAGGAGCGGUACCAGACAGCAGUGCAUCAGGACAUGCAGAAUCUUUUGCAGACCUUCAGCUUCAACCUGAAGCUUCUCAUCACACAAAAUAUUGCCAUUGUUCAAGACACUGUGGAUUCAGUGGUGCGCCAAGUACAGAACCGCACAUUUCACCUCUUGAACGGAUUAUAUGGUGACCUUGCAAGGCGUGGUUCUUCUCCACUGGCUGAACUUUUUACAGAUGUUGGUCUUUUUGUGCUGGGGGCGGAGCUUAACCUAGAAGAAGCAGCUCAUAGGUUUUUCAACACACUUUUCCCAUUGGUGUAUGAGCAACUGGUAGAGCCACAUAUGGCACCUUUCGACCCCAUCUACCAAGAGUGUGUACAGUCAGUAGGGCGCCGUGCAGCAGCAUAUGGGACUGCCCCGACUCGCCUUGCCUUACUGGUGUCGCAUGCCUCUUUUGCAGAGCGCACGUUUCUGCAGGCAAUGCACCUUGCUGUUGAGGUCAUCAACACCACGGACCAUGUCCAACCAAGCCAUGAUUGCCGCUACGCACUAAUGCGUAUGCGUUAUUGCCCAUUGUGCCAGGCCCUGGCAGACAGCAAGCCAUGCAUGGGCUACUGCCUGAAUGUGCUGCGUGGAUGCUUGGCCGGUCUCGCCGAGGUUGAUGCCCACUGGCAGGAAUUUGUGCGCUCCUUGGAGGCACUGGUUACACGCAUGCAUGAUGGGGAUGAGCUUGAGCACGUACUUUCCUCAAUCCCACCUUUCAUCACAGAUGCUGUAGCUUACGCUGGCAAGAAUGCUGCCCGACUCACCUCACAGGUUCAUGAGUUGUGCGGAGAACCUGUGCGCUCCAGUCAUGUCCAGCAGGGUGACGCUAUUGACACACUACACCUCCACACUUUCUCUGAGAGAAACGAAGAGGAGACUCUGAGUCACAGGAGACGGGAAUUCAUUAGUUCUUUCCGGCACUAUCGGGCAUUUUACGGAGGUUUGGCUGAUCAGAUGUGUGUUAGAGAGCUAGCGUCAACUGACGGACCCACCUGCUGGAACGGAAUCAGCAUGGUCAAGAGUUAUACGAAGCGAGUUGUGGGCAGCGGAAUACGAGCCCAGGCACAAAACCCAGAAGUUUGGGUGAAGGAGGCUGAUCCAGUCAUCAACCAGGUGAUCGACAAGCUGAAGCAUAUCAACCAGCGCCUGCAGGGACGCUUUAUCCCUAAAUUGGGCACUUUGGACCAGAUCGAGAUGGGCAGUGGAGACACAGACUUGGUGUUUAGUGGACAAUGUGAUGAUGAGGAUGGCUGCUGGGGGUCUGGAGACAGAGCUGCAGAAACCCGAAGCAUUAAACCACCUGGACUAAGCGAACAGAAGCCUGAUGAAAACCCCCACCAUGGCUCUCACACACAAGCUUCCGGACAUAUACUUCAGGCUUCAUCAAGCUGCAGGAACACACACGGUGCCGUGUCAGUUCUCAGUGCAGUAUACACACUGCUUAUGUUAUGGAGGUAACACUUGAGCAAAAUCCGGCUCCUGAACCUGGACGCAGUAAAGACUCUCUACCAAAAACCUUUUCUUCUCUCAUCUGUUUUUUUUUUCUUUCUCCCACUGUCGACACUGACACUGGCUCCUUAACACUCCUCUUUGUGUUCAGGGCCCUCUGGAGUCAAUGGGGGUGAAAAAUCACCCUGAGAUGUUCCUGACAUUCCCUUACAGACAAGGGCAGAUUUAAACAGUGUAGGUGAUGAUUAAAGGGGUGGGGCUAUGCUCCCGAGGGAGGAUGAUUGACAGCCGGAGGGCGCUUGACUAACCUGCAGCCUCUGACAGGGGUUUAAUGUAGAAAAAGUCAAGAGAAAAUACAAGGGAGAAACAUAUAGAAUAUUCCUGGAACAUGGGCUUUAAACUGAUUUAAUCUGAUUGCUGAUUACAUUUAAUUUCUGAAUAUUCAUUACUAUGCAUACAACUUAGUCUUCAUAGACAGACAGACAGACAGACAGACAGAUCGGAGGAGUGGAUGGAUAGAUGGACAGAGCUUCCUGUAUAAGCUCAAAAUGUAUUGUAGUGUACAGAAAUGCAGACAGACAUAUAGAUAGAUGGACAGACAUAAAGUGACCUUCAUAGACAGAUAUAGACAGAUAUAGAUAGACAGAUAGAUAUACAGACAACAUACAGUAUAGAGUGAAUAAAAGUCUACAUGCCCCUGUUGAAUUUGCAGGUUUUUGUGAUUUAAACAAUCAAUACCAAAAUACAUCUUUUUUUCACUGUUAUUGCAUUAUAUAAACCAACAAAAUUCAAGUAAAAAACAAAUAGAAAGGUUUUUGUUUUACGGCACCAUUUGUUUGUAAUGCAGCACUCUGGCUGUUUAGGGAAGACUUUCCCAGCUUAAGAUAGCUUGGUUUGAAAUUUUAUUCUACUCCUCUUUGCAAAAGUGCUCCAGUUCGAUCAGAUAGUGAGGGGAUCUUCUUAGCACAGUCCUCUUCAUGUCACUCCACAGCUUUUUGAUAGGAUUUAGAUCUGGCCUCUGUCUGAGCCAUUCCAAAACAUUCAUCAUCAUCUUCUGAAGCCACGGCUUGGAUUUGUGUGUUGGCUACUUGUUGUGCUGGAGGGGGAAAUUUUUAUACAUCUUUAGUUGUCUGACCGAGGCCUGCAGGUUUAUCCCAAAAUCGAACUCUAUUUGAAGUUAUACACGAUCUCGAUUAGAGGAACCAAGCUCAGAAAGGAACCCAUCUUCAAAAAUAAUAUAAAUAUUGUCUUUUCUACAUCAGUUUACGUUCGAGUGGAAUCGUGCAACCAAGAGCUCCUGAGGAACUAACACAUCAGCAUCAUUAGAUUUCAUUACAGACUUAACACUAAUUCCUUCUAAGUCUUUGAAUUUUCACUGAUAAAGACCCAAGCACAAAGCUGACCGAAGUAACAACGGUUUCAAUACGGCGCCAUAGUCUCCAAGUGACUAUCCACUAGUUUACCAUUGUAGAGCCAUACAGUAGGUCACAGCUGUCCAUGUAGCAGCAGCUGUGUGCACCACCAAGUGAUACGACUCCAACCAGACGUAGGACUUUAGGAUAGAUCAGGCAUCUCAAGAAGAAGCACUCACAGUGAUGGUGAGGACCAUGGCUUCAGCAUUCGGAUGAAACCAUGAGAAUCGUAGAGAAAUAGCUAUUUAUCUACAAUUAAUCAGAAUCAUCUCAUUGGUGACAGGUUUUUUUUUUCUUUCCUUCCCCCUGUACGUUUUCUCUUUGUUUUUCACUUGAAUUUUGUUGGUUGCUACAUAAACACUUCAGGUUUAAUGAUGACAAACGAAGAGGAACUAAUUGACCGAUUUCUGCUUCUUCAUGUCUGUUGUGUAAUGAUUUCUGAAACACUGUGGGCUUUUGAUUAAGAUUUUAUUAAGUCGUUAAUAUUGUUAGAAAAAUAUUCACAUAAAAAUUUUUAAUGUUUUGAUGUACUAUAAUUUAUUCUUCAAUGAUUCUUCAAAAUGUUUUUUUUUUUAAAGUGGAACAGUGCAAUAUUAUCAAUUUCAUCCUUUUUUUUUAUUCUUGGUACUAUGUACCUUAACGUAUAACACUUAUUUCAUUUGAUUUUAUGUUAAUAACCUGUAUGUGUAAUAUUUUUUACAGAGCACAUUAACAAACUAAAUCUGUCAUUUAUUUAUUCCGGGUUUCUAAUGAGAAGCAUUAAACUGAUAUGCUGACCCCAUUCUCUCUCUCUCUCUCUCUCUGUGUGUGUGUGUGUGUGUGUGUGUGUGUGUGUGUGUGUGUGUGUGUGUGUGUGUGUGUGUGUGUGUGUGUGUGUGUGUGUGUGUGUGUGUGUGUGUGUGUGUGUGUGUGUGUGUAUCAGUGAUCCUGUACUGAGAUGAUAAGGAUUCUGUGUAAUAACACAAAACAUUAAUCCCAUGAGCCAAUAGCCUUAAAUUAGCCAGUUAGCCACAUAAGCCUAUUAACAUGUAACAUUUUUUUUGCCACCAACAUGGAAUUUAUAAAUAAAUCCAUAAAUGAAAUGAGUCAAUUAAACGUGUAAAAAAAUAAUUUUU